This is a messenger RNA of Tigriopus californicus, 7124 nucleotides long. It is a transcript of the gene obe, whose product is annotated as activating signal cointegrator 1 complex subunit 3-like. Lineage: Eukaryota; Metazoa; Arthropoda; Copepoda; Harpacticoida; Harpacticidae. The transcript has 20 exons. Gene Ontology annotation, molecular function: ATP hydrolysis activity; ATP binding; nucleic acid binding. Bases 55 to 6774 code for a protein of 2239 amino acids. The record is from RefSeq and is a predicted model, not a curated record.
UCUGCCUUGAAGGUUUCAAUUGAGCAUCUAAAUAGAGUUCUCACCAGAGGACACAUGGGUUAUCCCGACCGCUCACCACCGCCUCGAUUGAGCGGCUAUUUGCGCCGUUUUGGCCAUGUGAGUCACGCCCAUGAGCGAUGGAUCCACGUGUCCGAUCAGGACACAGGUGUGGCUGACGAGGCCCGUGCUGAGCCUUUGCAACAACGUCGUCGUCAAGCCAACCAACCGGCCAGAUAUCGCGAUGAUUGCGAUAUUGGAAGUCCGUCGUCUUGGAUUUGGUCUGAGGUGCAGGCCCUCGGCCUGAGUGCAGCUAAUGCUAGCCGAGUGCGUGGCUUUGUGCGGGAAGCUCUAGGCGACGACCUUGGUUCAACUGUGUUAGAUGAGGCGUCCGUCGAAGUCCUGAGCAUGACGCUUCCUCAAGCUGAAUUCACUCUUCAUUUCCAUGGCCAACUCAAAACUCUCCUAGGCCCGCUCAGCUUGGAACAAGGCCGGGAGCUCCACACCUUGGUCCACCAAAGCGUGUCAGAUCUCAAGCCAGACCGCCUCUCUUCACUACAAAGAUACCUGACGUCUCGAGAAUUUGUCGCGAAGAAAGGCUGUCAUCGUGCGGUUUUUGGCGAAAACUUGGCGUUUGAAUCUGUCCUUGACCGGCGUCUGGUUGGGCCUCGAGAUUGGGACGCCCUGGUUCAGGUGACGGAUGAGGCUUACAAUUUGCGGCGCGACAUCACUUUCGAACUGAGGUCAGGUGCUCAAGGUUUAUUAGCGUCUGAAGGUCCCGUUCUUCAAUUUGACUUGGCUUGGUUGGAAAGCAUCUUGGAAACUGCGUUUGGCCCCAAGCAUCCCACUGGGUUGUCGUUGAACGAGUUAGUGCAAGCCCUGAUUGAAAUCCUCGGCUCAGCCCGCUCUUCUGAUGAAUUGCAGACUGAGAUGUUCGAAUGGAUAGGCUUCGAUCACUUUGAACUGAUACAGCAACUCUUGGAGCAUCGAAGCGAACUUACUCGUUCCCAUCGGGAAAGUUUGGGUAACAUGCGCCAGGAAAUCAUUUCUGCAGCGGCUAGGGCCCAACCGCACCUUAUUGCACCUGAAAUGGCCAUGCCCACUUAUGGCUGUCAAGUAAUGGUUCAAUCGGAGGAAGAACGGCAGAUGAAGAAACAAGCGCGGAAGGAGGAGAAAAAAAUUCAAAGAAUUCUCAACAAACUUGACGGCGAGGGAGACCAUUUUGAGACCCGUGAUCCAACUUCUAUGUUCGACCCGGUAGAUCUACGCACCAAACGUCAAGCAGCUUUAACUAAUGCUCAAAUGCAGCCUCUUUUCAAAGAAUCGAAAGAGCUGAGGGAUGGCAUGGCUGUAGAACCAAAGCUACCUUUUGUAUUUGACAGCUUGGCUCAAACCAAAUCCGCAGCGGGGUUUGUUCAAGGUGUGAAAUUGCAACUUCCAUCCGGAUUUGAGCGGAAAGAUGAAAAAAAGUUCGAGGAGUACACAUUGCCCGCAGUAGGCGCUUCUCCAGUGAGCACCGGGAAGGAUCUCGUUCCGGUUUCGUCCCUCGAUGAGAUUGGACAAGUCACUUUCAAAGGAAUUCAGCAUUUGAAUCGAAUUCAAUCCGUUGUUUUUGACUCUGCCUAUCACACAAAUCAGAACCUUUUAGUAUGCGCGCCAACUGGGGCAGGCAAGACCAAUGUAGCAAUGCUGUGUAUUACUCAAGCCAUCAGACAAAAUAUCGUGAAUGGUGUCAUAAAAAAAGAUGCCUUUAAAAUUGUCUACGUGGCACCGAUGAAAGCUUUGGCCGCUGAGAUGACUGGAAGUUUUGGCAAGCGGUUAGCUCCACUGGGAAUUGCUGUUCGUGAGUUAACUGGCGACAUGCAGCUUACCAAAACCGAAAUAAUGAAUACACAAAUGUUAGUAACUACCCCUGAGAAAUGGGACGUGGUGACACGAAAACCUGGUGACGUAUCACUCACGCAACUGGUAAGACUCAUAAUUAUUGACGAAGUCCAUCUUCUUCAUGGGGAUCGUGGACCGGUCGUGGAAACUUUGGUGGCCAGAACAUUGCGACUAGUAGAAAGCUCUCAAACGGUGAUACGCGUGGUUGGACUCUCGGCCACAUUACCUAAUUACAUUGACGUAUCUAACUUCCUCGGGGUUAGCCCCAGAUCAGGGUUAUUUUUCUUCGACGGCCGUUUUCGUCCAGUUCCCUUGGCGCAGACUUUUGUGGGUAUCAAAGAUUACCGCGUGAUGCAACAAAUGAACGACAUGAACGAAUUAUGUUACGACAAGGUCAUCGAGUUCCUCAAAAAGGAUAAGCAGGUCAUGAUCUUCGUUCAUGCGCGGAAUGCUACGGUGAAAACAGGGAUGCUGAUGCGAGAAUUGGCUCAAAAUAAGGGACAGACCUCAUUGUUUGAGCCCCCCAGUUCUUCCCAUUUGGGCCAGGCCCGCAAUUCGGUGCUCAAAUCUCGAAACAAACAAUUGCGAGAGCUCUUCGAAGGCGGUAUUGGGUUUCAUCAUGCGGGUAUGUUGCGAACAGAUCGCAACCUGGUGGAAAAGUUCUUUAGUCAAGGUCUGAUCAAAGUACUUGUUUGUACUGCUACCUUGGCAUGGGGUGUAAAUUUGCCCGCACACGGCGUCAUCAUCAAGGGAACAGAAAUCUAUGAUUCCAAGCGAGGUGCAUUUGUAGAUCUGGGCAUAUUAGAUGUACUGCAGAUCUUUGGUCGUGCCGGCCGUCCUCAAUUUGAUAAGUCCGGCCACGGAAUUAUAUUGACCACUCACGAUAAGCUCAGCCAUUACCUGUCACUGAUGACCAAUCAGUUCCCCAUCGAAUCCAACUUCAUUGUCUUAAUCGCAGACAAUUUGAACGCCGAAAUCUCCCUAGGCACGGUAACCAAUAUCGAGGAAGGAGUCAAAUGGCUAUCCUAUACGUAUUUGUAUGUGAGGAUGAAGAAAAAUCCCCUUGUUUACGGAAUCAGUUAUCAAGAGCUUAGAGAUGACCCCCUCCUCGAAAUUAAGCGCCGUGAUAUCAUAACGGAUGCAGCAAAACGUCUUGACAAGGCAAAAAUGAUUCGCUUUGACGAGCGCACUGGAUAUCUUCACGCCACUGAUCUGGGCCGCACCGCCUCCCAUUUCUACAUCAAAUACGACACCGUUGAAGUGUUCAAUGAGCUCAUUAGACCUAUCAUGAACGAAGCAGAUAUUUUAGCGAUGGUUUCGCAAGCUCAAGAAUUUGAGCAGUUGAAGGUUCGGGACGAUGAAAUGGACGAGCUGGAUGAUCUCACCCAUGUCAAUUGUGAAGUACCCGUUUCUGGAGGCUCGGAAAAUGUUCAUGGGAAGGUCAACAUCUUGAUCCAGACUUACAUAUCAAGGGGACGUGUUAAUUCGUUUUCAUUGAUAUCUGACAUGAAUUAUGUUGUCACUAAUGCCAGUCGAAUUGUUCGAGCACUCUUUGAGAUUGUCCUGCGGAAAAAUUGGCCCCUUUUGGCUGGACGAGUAUUGAAAUUUGCUAAAACGAUCGAAAAACAAAUGUGGGAUUUUGAGAAUCCCUUAAAGCAACAUCCGUCGCUCAAGCCCGAUAUCUUGAGCAAACUGGAGCACCGCAAUUUUACUCUAGAUCGGCUGCGAGAUAUGGAUGGAAAGGAGAUAGGACAUCUGUUGCAUCACAUCAAAGCCGGUGGGGAGGUAAAGAAAGCGGCUUUUGAGAUUCCAUUGAUUGAGCUGGAAGCGACCAUUCAACCAAUUACCCGUACUGUCUUGAGAGUGCGCUUGAACAUCACUCCAAACUUCCGGUGGAAUGAUCGAAUCCAUGGAAUAUCUUCUGAGCCAUUUUGGUUGUGGGUCGAGGACCCAGAGAACAAUCACAUUUAUCAUCACGAAUACGUCCUGCUCUCGAAAAAGCAAGUUAAGAUAAAUGAAACCCAAGAAGUGGUGUUCACGAUUCCCAUCUUCGAGCCCCUGCCAACCCAGUACUACAUCCGGGCCAUCUCGGAUCGCUGGAUUGGAAGUGAGAAUUAUACGGCUAUCUCGUUUAAGCAUCUGAUCUUGCCUGAGCGACACACUCCUCCCACGGACCUUUUGGAUCUUCAGCCGCUUCCCGUGUCUGCUCUAAACGACAAGCAGUUCGAAAUGCUAUACAAAUUCUCUCAUUUCAACGCCAUUCAAACGCAAAUAUUUCACACGCUUUACCACUCUGACCGAAAUGUGCUUUUGGGCGCCCCUACAGGAUCAGGAAAGACGAUCGUCGCUGAAAUUGCCAUGUUGAAGGUGUUCAGAGACUUUCCCAAAGCCAAAGUUGUUUACAUUGCUCCCAUGAAGGCUCUUGUCCGCGAAAGAAUGGAAGAUUGGAAAAGGCGUUUGGAGGGUACUCUGAGGAAGAAAGUAGUCGAGCUCACGGGAGAUGUAACUCCGGACAUGCGAGCUAUUCAAGAGUCAAGCGUAAUCGUAACCACUCCUGAAAAAUGGGAUGGAGUAUCUCGAUCUUGGCAGACUAGAAAUUAUGUUCAGGAAGUGGCCUUGAUCAUUAUUGACGAGAUCCACCUAUUGGGCGAAGAUCGUGGACCGGUCCUUGAAGUGAUCGUCUCCCGCACCAACUUCAUAUCCUCUCACACGAGCCGAAACUUAAGAAUCAUUGGUCUUUCCACAGCCCUUGCCAAUGCACGUGAUCUAGCCGAUUGGCUGGGCAUCGGUGAAAACGGUUUAUAUAACUUUCGACCUUCAGUUCGACCCGUUCCACUUGAGGUGCACAUCUCGGGCUUUCCAGGCAAACAUUAUUGUCCCCGAAUGGCUACCAUGAAUCGACCGGCUUUUCAGGCCAUUCAACAACACUCUCCAACAAAGCCUUCCUUAAUCUUUGUUGCUUCACGUCGUCAGACACGUGCCACGGCUUUUGAUUUGAUAUCUAGUGUAUCUGAGCAAAACGAUCCGCGCAUGUGGGUGCACAUGCCUGAAAAUGAAAUGGAGAGAGUGGUCCAAUCCAUCAAAGACCAAAAUUUGCGACAUACACUUGCGUUUGGAAUUGGAUUGCAUCAUGCAGGAUUGGUUGAGCGUGACCGGAAAACAGUAGAGGAGCUCUAUGUUAACCAGAAAAUCCAAGUGCUUAUCGCUACCGCCACCGUGGCUUGGGGUGUGAACUUCCCAACGCAUUUGGUCAUCGUCAAAGGAACCGAGUAUUUUGACGGAAAACUUAAGCGUUACGUCGACAUGCCAAUCACGGACGUUCUUCAAAUGAUGGGACGAGCAGGGCGUCCCCAGUAUGACGAUAAGGGAGUGGCUUGUGUCUUUGUGCAUGAUGUCAAGAAGCACUUUUAUAAGAAGUUUUUGUACGAGCCAUUUCCGGUUGAGUCGAGCCUUCAUAGUGUGCUUCCAGACCAUUUGAACGCCGAAAUUGUGGCUGGCACCAUUCAAACUAAGCAGGAUGCCUUAGACUACAUUACUUGGACGUACUUUUUUCGAAGGUUGAUUCAAAAUCCCACCUAUUAUGGCUUAGAAGGAGUGGAUGAGACUAACUUGAACCAUUUCCUCACGGAAACCAUCGAUGGAGCCCUGUACACCCUAGAAAGCUCGUGCUGCAUUGAGAUUGACGAUGAUGGGAAAGGCAUCCAGUCAACUGUUUUGGGUCGUAUCGCCUCCUACUACUACCUCUCUCAUGAAACAAUUGGCCAAUUCAACAACGAACUAAGCCCAGAAAUGCAGACCGAAGAGCUUCUGAAGGUCCUUUGUGAUUCAAAGGAAUACUCAGAAUUGCCAGUGAGACACAACGAAGACCAAAUGAAUACAGAGUUAGCCAAACUCUGUCCCAUUACCUUGAACCCCUAUGAUAUGGACAGUCCCCAUCAGAAAACUCAUUUGCUCCUCCAGAGUCAUUUUUGUCGAAACCUGUUGCCCAUUCAGGAUUAUCACACAGAUACGAAGUCAGUCAUGGACCAAGCCAUUCGAAUCCUACAAGCCAUGAUUGAUGUGGUAGCGGAUUUGGGUUGGCUCAAGACAACCCUACAAAUACAAGUGUUACUUCAAAUGGUUAUUCAAGGACGCUGGCACACGGAUUCCUCCUUGAUGUGCUUACCCAACGUGGAUAGCCACGAAGCCUCGUUGUUUGCCCGAAUUAAAAACGAUCACUCUUCUCCUAUUCAGAGUUUACCGGAAAUUCUUCAUUCCUUAGGUGAUCGAGAGAGCGUCGCCUCAGUACUUCGAUCGGAUCUUUGUGAGUCUGAGAUUUCAGACAUUUUCCAAGCCAUCGAUCAGUUUCCCCAAAUGCACCCACGAUUAUCUAUUUGCUCUAUCGGGGGUACAAAGCACAUCAUCAACCUGUGUGAUGAAGCCUCGAAUUCGCAUGUGAAACAGGCCUGGAUUAAAGUGGGUCUAGACAAGGAAUAUCGGUUAUCUGUUGACCUUCAGAGGAACAACAAGUUUUUGCAUCGUGACGGCAAAGCAUUUGCACCCAAAUUUCCCAAGCCCAAGGAUGAAGGCUGGUUCUUAGUGCUGGGCUGCAUUGAUGACAAAGAACUAGUGGCCUUAAAGCGGGUUGGAAGUUCGAACGGUGGUAGGAAGAAAAACGGUUCCGAUCAACAUCAACUCACCUUUUUUACCCCCGAGAAGCCGAGCAAGAUGGUCUAUACCUUGUUCAUCAUGUCAGAUUGUUACUUGGGUUUGGAUCAGCAAUACGCUCUCCAUUUGGACGUCGUUGAAGAGUGUCAAAAUAUUGAGAACGAAGAGGAUACCGAUUUCGAGGAUGACGAAGCUCGCUUUGCUUUACUUCGAGAAGAAAAAACCAGAAUUGAGCAAAAUUUGUAACAAAAGCUGAAGAACAACGUCAAUGUCAAUGCCCAGAACGAUUUCAUUAUGGUUAAGGCCCGGCGAGAUAUAUUAUCCAGAAAAUAACUAGAUACAUCGACACUACCAAGGUGGCGAAGAGACAAACAACAAGGCCAACAAAAGCAAUCAAGAGGAGGAAAAUGGACCCAUCUGCUGAAUCUGUAAUCCCCUGCGCAGAAAAAAAGGAAGAGGACCGUCAGACAUUUUAAACUAGGUUAUUUUCUUGAACUCAAUUCGAAAUGGUUAGUUCAAAAUGAUUAAGCGAUUGUGAUUACUCCUGUAAUGAUGUUAGUCAACGUUCUUAUAAUACGAUUGGUUACGCUGUCUAA